UUGAAUAAUCCUCUGAAUAAAUAAAUAUUCCCGUGUCAAUCCACCCUUACACCCCCACAACAGUGAUAACUGUCAGGACUCGCCCUUGUCACCGCACCCCAUCCCCCCGAGAUGACGUAUCGAGCCUAGGUCCAUGUACACAAAUACCUCAUCCCCAUGCCCAAUCCAUAUUGUGCAUCCGUCAGGGAAGAAUCAUCCCCAACGGGUACGACCUUCACAGCGCGUCUCCCCGUUAAUCUCGUCACCCGGAAAAAUCGGAUAAUUCAAACAAAGUGAUAGUGCGUGCUCGGGGUGGAGGUAAUGCUCGUGUCACGUUCGUCAGGGCGUGUACAUGCAUAACAGAUACAUAUACGGGAUUCCAGAGUGACGCGGGAAUAGGACGGACCGGAUGAUGGACUGACAAGGGAUACCGAAGUGGAACACAUGAGAAGAGAGUAAAGAAAUUCACUUGGUGGUGGGGUGGAGCCAAUUACGCCUGGACGAGAUAACAGACAUUUGGGUGAAUCUGACAUAGCUACCAUGCCGAUGGGACCCAGGCCUGGUAGUCUCAAGGAUCCGGAGAUUGCCGAGCUCUUCGAGAAGAACGACCCCGAGAAAAUUUUCGAAGAUCUCAGGGAGAUUGGACAUGGUAGCUUUGGGGCUGUUUAUUAUGCACGAUGCCUACUCACCGAGGAAAUCGUUGCCAUCAAGAAAAUGUCGUAUUUGGGGAAACAGACGGUGGAUAAGUGGCAGGAUAUACUCAAGGAGAUAAGAUUCUUGAGACAGUUGAAUCAUCCGAAUACCAUUGAAUACAAGGGGUGCUAUCUCAGAGAUCAUACAGCAUGGCUCGUUAUGGAGUAUUGUGUUGGCUCAGCCUCCGAUAUAAUUGAAGUACACAAACGGCCAUUAAAGGAAGACGAAAUAGCAGCAAUUUGUGAGGGUGUUCUGCGUGGCUUGCAUUAUCUUCACUCUCUCGGUAGAAUACAUCGUGAUGUCAAAGCUGGAAACAUCUUAUUGACUGAAAAUGGCACUGUCAAACUCGCUGAUUUUGGCUCAGCCAGUAUAAAGUGUCCAGCCAACAGUUUCGUGGGGACACCUUACUGGAUGGCGCCAGAGGUGAUUCUGGCUAUGGACGAGGGCCAAUAUGACGGCAAGGUCGACGUAUGGUCAUUAGGAAUCACGUGUAUAGAAUUGGCCGAGAGGAAGCCACCGUAUUUCAACAUGAAUGCGAUGAGUGCACUCUAUCAUAUUGCCCAGAAUGAUACGCCAACGUUAAAUUCACCAAACUGGGCUGAUGUUUUUGGAAAUUUUGUCGAGGUUUGCUUGACGAAGAGUCCUAAUGAGAGGCCAUCGUCUGGUAAAUUAUUAUCGCACGGUUUCGUGACAAGGACACGAUCCCCUCAAGUGCUGACUGACCUGGUUCAGCGAACAAAAGGGGCAGUUCGUGAGUUGGACAAUUUGAACUACCGAAAAAUGAAAAAAAUUCUAAUGAUCGAUGCAUGUGAGAGCGAGAGUCAAGUGGGAGAUGCUGAUGACACACCAGACGAGCAAACAGGUGGUGACAGCAGCAAGAGCAAUUCCAUAACGUCAGAGCACUCGAUUCACUCGAUGGGGGUGUCAGCGAGCUCUCAAAGUUCCUCAACCAACAGUUUACCACUGCCCAACGUCAAUGACACCAACGACUAUUCCUCUGGAUCAGUGAGAAAUCGUCACAAGGUAUCAGCAGGUGUUACUGCCAAUUUACUGGAGCACGGUGCCAAUAAUUUUGCAACAAUAAGAACAACAUCGAUUGUCACGAAACAGCAGAAGGAACACAUGCAGGAGGAGAUGCACGAGCAGAUGUCUGGGUAUAAAAGAAUGAGAAGAGAGCACCAGGGUGCCCUUGUUAAGCUGGAGGAACGCUGCAAAAUGGAGGUAGAGUCACACAAGCAACUCCUCGAUAAGGAGUACGAAACCCUUCUUCAGCAGUUCAGCAAGGAACUCGAGAAACUCCAGUUCAGGCAUCUCCAAGAGAUGGAGCGCAAGCUCAAGCAAAAUCAAAAUGCUGAGAAGAAGCUGCAGAAGGAGAUCAUCAGCAGACAGGAGGCUGAUCGCAAGGCACUCGAGACACAGCAGAAGCGCGAGUACAAGGCGUAUAAGGAGAGGUGGAAAAGAGAACUCUCUCAGGAUGAGGUUACCCCCAAACGUCAACGUGAUGCAACCCUUCAGAGCCAGAAGGAUAAUCUCAGGCAGAUGGAGGCUCAGGAGGAGCAGCGACUCGCUAGGGGACAGAGAGAGUACCUCGAUCUGGAGAUACGAAAAUUUCGGAGAAAAAAAUUGCUCAUUUUUCAUAGUCUUGAACAGGAGCUUCUGCGUGAGGAACUGAAUAAACGCCAACAACAAUUGGAACAGGCGCACGCGAUGUUGCUGAGACACCACGACAAAACCCAGGAAUUAGAGUAUAGACAACAAAGAGCAGUGCAUUCACUGCGAGAAGAGCAGAUUCAGCGUCAGCAUGCCACAGAACUCUGCAAUCAGCAGGAGUACAUGCAACGGGCUGAGAGAGAUCUCCGUAAGAAGCAUGCACUUGAAUUGAAACAACAGCCCAAGAGUCUGAAGCAGAAGGAGACGCAGAUCAGAAAGCAGUUCAGGGAAACGUGCAAGAUACAGACACGCCAGUACAAGGCAUUCAAAGCCCAAAUUCUGCAGACGACGCCGAGGGAUGAACAAAAAGCCGUUAUUAAGAAAUUGAAGGAGGAACAGAGGCGAAAGUUGGCGUUACUUGGUGAUCAGUAUGAGCAAAGUAUUGCUGAGAUGCUUCAGAAGCAGAGCAUCAGGUUAGACGAGUCACAGGAGCUUGAAUGCCAUCAUCUCAAGGAGAGGCUUAAUUACGAGCUAGAGAUAUUGAUGGCCUAUCAGUCAAAGAAUAAAAUGCAAGCGGAGGCCCAGCGCAAUCGUGAACGACGCGAGUUAGAGGAUCGUGUAUCAGUCAGACGGGCUCUGCUAGAACAAAAAAUGGAAUUAGAAACUCAGGAAUUCCUUCAAGAACGUAGCGAAAGGAUACGUUUGUUGCAUGAGAGACAGGAACGUGAGUUACAACAAUUCGAUGAGGAGAGUGCGCGAGUUGGAUUUAGUGCUCUAGCAAUUGCCGAAGCAUCUAAAGAGUCUUACCCAGACGACGAGAGCCUGAGUGGUUCAAUGCUGAGUCUAGCCCACAGCAAUAGCUCCACGUCAUUUCCUCCAAGUAGUCUUUAAUUACAAUAAUCGUCAAUAUACCUAAUACGGCCACACGUUCAACAACGACUCGUGCACUACAAUGAGUCGAUAGUACAGUGGGACUAAUUACUAUUAUUUCUCUCGUUUAUUUCUUUUUAUAUAGAAACUCAGAUCAGUAGUAAAUUGGUAAAAUGAAGAUUAAUUAAAAAUCUACUUGUAGACUCUUCUGAGAAUAUCUGUUGGGGUGAAUCAAUUUAGCAAAAAUCAUUAGAACUUUUGAAGAGAAUUCAAUAUUUUUUUUUUAUCUCAGCAUUUUUAUUUGCACUUAUAGUGCCCGAGAUAUUCGCAAGAAAAACCUCUUGAAAUUUGCACUGCUGGAAAAUUCUUUCAAGGAUAUUUGACAAACAAUCUGCUCUUUACCACUUCACCACUGGAGUUUCCUCUGACAAAACUUACGGGAAGAUUCAUUAUUGGUUGAGAAGGAGAAUUUUCUCUGUAUGAGAACGUUAGCGUUAUUGUGUACGUGUGUAGUUCCUUUUCGAGUCCCCCAAUCAGGGAGAAACAGUGGAAUUUGAUUCGGGGGUGAAGAGACAGACUCCGACGACCACAAUGGGAUCCACUAUCUGGCCAUCAUCUGUUUCGAGGUCUGUUUCAUAAUUUAUCUUCAUGUCAGUCGAUCGUCAA
Messenger RNA from Fopius arisanus, 3858 nucleotides. It is a transcript of the gene Tao, whose product is annotated as Serine/threonine-protein kinase Tao. The transcript has 6 exons. Lineage: Eukaryota; Metazoa; Arthropoda; Insecta; Hymenoptera; Braconidae. The record is from RefSeq and is a predicted model, not a curated record. The coding region runs from base 520 to 3213 and encodes 897 amino acids. Gene Ontology annotation, biological process: protein phosphorylation. Gene Ontology annotation, molecular function: protein serine/threonine kinase activity; ATP binding. Gene Ontology annotation, cellular component: cytoplasm.